Molecule: messenger RNA, 4884 nt
Organism: Dreissena polymorpha
Lineage: Eukaryota; Metazoa; Mollusca; Bivalvia; Myida; Dreissenidae
Exons: 2
Coding region: 2329-3741 (470 amino acids)
Source: RefSeq, a predicted model, not a curated record
GUAGUUUACAAAUAUGGUUUUUGCGUUCUACGGAUCUUUGUGAAAAUGAACUUUUUUGUUCUAAGAUGUGGGGAAAGGCAUUCUCUUGUCUUCAACGUUUCUAAUAUUAAACCUCUGCACAAUCUAACACUGUAUUUGACAUAUUUUUAGCUAUCAGUUUGCUGGGAAAGAGGCGGAGAUAUUCGUUCUCAGUAUCAAUCAAUUUGCAGAAGGGUACAACUUUGUCAGAAAUACCGUCUGUGCUUACAUAAAAUUAACACGUCAUAUCAUGAUCAUGUAUUUUGAUGUUUAGUGAUGUUUUCCUGUCAAAGUAGUGUGAACGAUGCUAAAUUAAAAUAUUUUGAUUCUUAUCAAUAAAAUCCGGCCUCAAUAUUCUCUUAAUAAAAGUAGGUGAUUACGUAAUUACCUUCAGAAUCAGGGUCACAUGGAACAAGAACUCGUGGUCAAGUAUCUGAAAAACCGUAUGAUCUACUAGUAUAUAGAGGCAAUUACAUGACUAAAUAUUCAUGAAACUCCACAGUCCGCACAGGAUAAUAAACAGGGACGACACUUUCCUCUUAUAUGGUAUUUUUCGUUUAAAGUAAGUUAUUAAUAUUAUUUAUUUAUUAAUUAAAUUAAAAGCUAUAUUAAUAGCAAACAUCUAGUUAAGGCAGAAAAGUGUUGUCCCUGACAGGCCUCGGAUAGGCCACACAGGCUUAUCUGGGACGGCGCUUUACGCCUUUGCAUUAAGCCCCGUCCUCCCAGAGCGAUGCACAUAUAUUUUCGCACAUGUUGUCCAAUUUAUGAUAAUUUCUUGAGCGGUGUCCUCAGCUUUUGUAAAACGACUGUGGUCUUAAAGUUAUAGUGGUGAAUGAUCCAAUAAUGCACGUAUGCCUUAUGUUCUAAACAUUUGCUAAAUACUGAAAUCACAUUGAUGUUAUACAAAAUCCAACAAGGCAAGAAAUCCAGAUCUCUGAUCAUCAAGAAGGGUAAAACGACAAAUAGAAACACAUGCCAGAAGAUUUAUCAAGGCUGAGUGUGAAUUUGGGUCAAAUGUUUCCAAAAACUAUGUCACCAGAUUACAUUUAAAAUAACCUUGUUUCCACUCUGGUCUAGAUCGAGUCUUUAUUUAUGACUCAAUUCCAAUGAAAUUUGGUCAGAAUGAUAAUCUUGACAAUAAAUUAAGCGAUUUUAAUUCUUGGACCAAAAAGGUCAAUUUUCUACUGUUAAUAUACUUCGAACUCGGGUUAACGCUUCAUGGCUAUCAUUACCCUCUUGUUUUAAAGGGGCCUAUUCACAUGUUUUGAAGGUUGUCAUUAAAUGCUUUAUAUUGUUAAAUGUUAACAUUUGAUAUAAAAAGCUACAGUAAAAAAUCAAGAAUAAAGAAAAACAGGAAAUAUGUAGCAGGUCUCGAACCACUGACCCCUGGAGUUCUGGAGUAAAAAGUCUGCCACUUUGACCACUCGGCCAUCCUUCCGUAAACAACGCCUUGUGUAUUUUAUAAUUAUGUAGUUUCACAAAAUAUAACGACAACAGAACUCUCCAAAUUAUUACUUCGUUUCGCGUUGCAACGCUUUAUAAUUUUCGGGGUUUUAAAUCGUCAAAAGAUGCAUAUAAUCGCUAUUUUAGAGCUUAGUCAAUGUUCAUUAUUACGGUUUCCUCACAAAUAUCAUAACUACAACGAAAAUUUGCGAAUCUGAAACAACUUUUUUGAAUUUUGUCAAUUUACCAAAACGUGAAAAGGCCCCUUUAAAUAAUAAUUGAAAUUGAAAAAAAAACUAUUCUACAUUCUGAACAUUGACCGGUAUUUAAAUAAAAAGUUAUUUUUAUGUCGUUCUUUUUUCGUAUACAGUUGACGUCGGACUUAAGGAUAGCAUUGUAAUAGUAGUGUGUACUACCCGUUGUGCUAUUUGAACAGUAUCUCGCCUAAUUAAGACAAGCCGAUACCGACAUUUAAUUGUAUUCCUAUCAAUAUUUGCGACUGGGCUCGUGGCGUAUGAUCUACCGCUGAGGACGUGUCAAUAAAGAUCCCCGUAUUGGCAGUUUGUUCGAUUGAUUGCCGGCUCUAUAACACACUGUAUCAAAUACCUUUUAAGCCUCGUCGUUCAAACAAAAACCGUAACUGCUUCAUUAUUAAGUAGAAUGCCGCGGCCUUUACACCGAGUAAAGCGGAUUUAUCAAUACACUGUUUCCGUAUUAUUUUAUCUUUGAGAUAAACAAAGAUUUGGUAUUCACUUGACAAAUUCCUUACCUUAUGUUUUCGAGUUGGUUGAUUUAAAGUGAUUAAUUGACUGUGGAAUAAAUUACCAUGGGAUAUUUAACUUCCAUAACCGGCAUCUGCCGGGUAGGAUGCUGCGUCCCUCUACGCCGCAUUCCUGCUCCAAUACGUCACGCCUGACGUCAUCCGCAGACAAGGAGAGCUUACGACGUCAUAUUGUGGAGUUGGCAGUAAAACGGGAUACAAAUCUGAUUGAUAACGCAGAGAGAAAACCGAUAAACGGCAUCAGCCGCUCUAGGAGUAACAAAUCGACCGCUUCCAGUUUGACUGUUGAUAAUCUUCACGAGCAUAACAACGGUCACUUGACUGAUUCUGAUCAGCAGACGACAUCUUCAGUCACGAAAAGGGGUGACUUUUCCGACUUCAAAGACAGUUUCAACAGCCGAAGUACCGGUACUAACGGACGCAGGAUGUUUCAAAUGGAUGACGGCGGAAGAGAAUCGUUUAGAGACGUCAACCGCCGUUCAAAAACCACAUUUAAUUUCCUCGGCGGCGCAAAACCCGAAAAUGCCAAAAUAGUGCGGUUCCGUAUGGACGAACAUACCAUCGGAAGUCACAAAAUUCCGCUUGUGAACAUACGCGCCGUGAGUCCUGGGCCACAGGCGGUCUUAAAUGGAGUCCGAAACACUUCGAUUGAGAAAGAAAAUACAUGUGAAAUAGGGCUACGAGGAAAUGCAAUUGCAGUGAGAAAGGAAGGUUUAAAGGGGCUUUUAGACUAUAAAGACCUUUGUUCCGAAAACGAAAGGCGUCAAAAUUCGCUUCAGGCAUCACUCAAAAUUUUCAAACGCCGAAUAAGACUGAAUCAGGAAAAGUUUAUUCAGCCCAACGAAUCAACGUCCGAGGAUUAUGUGAUUCACCCUGCGCGGUCGCCAUUUUGUGAGGUCACGGCAUCGACGUUACUCGUAGAAGAGAGGCCGGAAACCGCGGAGAAACCCACGGUUCGUCCUAUGUCUAGCACUGACCACGUGCGCAUGCUCAAAUCCGCGCUUCAAAGCCGCCAUUUUGGCGGAAACGGUGUCGUGGUAACGAAACCCGCGGACACUACUAUUUACGACAACGGAGAAAGUUACAAAAACAUCAAAUGCUCUUACCGACUCCCUGAGAAUCCUAACUGGAGCAAAGAAGUCUCAUUUAAGGACAUAAAGGAUGACUCGAUUCCGAACGUGAAGACGUACGUUUUACAGGAAGAUCGAGCGAGUCCUCACGUGAAGUACAAGAAAAAUAACGUACAGAGUUCCGUGACGUUAAAUGUGCAUAAUCUCGGCGUGCAUAACUCGAUCACUCAGGUUCACGGUCACCGUAUGAAGGUCGGCGAAGGGGAGGUGACCUUUGACCCACGGUUUUUAGACUGGCUCGAAGACUCUCACACAAACUGUAAAACGUUCAGCAAAACUGCGCCUUUCACCGACGAACUGACUGAGCCGUGUGUGACGCCGUCGUUAACGCCGUCGGUAAAACGCCGCGCGGCGCCGACUAAAACGUAGCGAGACGCCCACAAAUGUUCGCCUCGUAAAUGUGGUCUGGUCUAAUCUCCUCCAUAGAAUAUGAGCCGCGCUUUAGAAAAAUGGGGCUUAAUGCUUAUACAUAGAGUCUCGUCUAAGAUUAGUCUGUGCAGUCCACAAAGGCCAAUCAGAGAUGAAACUUUCCACAUAAACCAGAUUUUCGCAAAAAGAGAGCUCCUUAAAAGGACUGCACAUGCUAAUCAGAGACGGCACUUUACGCAUUUGCAUUCAACCCGUUAACCCAGGGCGAGGCUCAUCUAAAAAAUACAAAGCUGUGGCUGCUAUCAACACAUGUGUUAUCGUGCGCAACUCUUGCAUUUAUUGUUUGAGUAUCGCUUUUCGGUAUUCAUAGUUAUAAGAUUGCAUUCUAAAUGUUUAAUAAAACCAAAAAAAGAACUUUCGGAGUUUAAUUCGAAUAUUUUUUUUUGUUAAUUAAAUAUAUAUCGACUUGUUUACCGGUGCUUACGCAAUCGCGCACGUUCUUGCAGUUGCUUUAUAAAGUCGAAACAGUUUCAAACAUUAUAAAUGCAAUGAAACCCGGCGCCUUAAACGGGCAAUCCAUACCGUUGUUAUUAAACUACUAGUAUACAGAGCGGGAUUUGUACUUUCCUUUGUACUUUCUGAAACAAAAAGUGUCAAUCAUCUGUUUUAUCUUUAUUUUUAACUUAUCAGCUUUUUUAUUUAUUUAUUUUUAUAUAUGUUUAGAGAUUAAUUUUAUUUCAUACCCUUCAAAGUGCAUCUACGACGUUGCUAGGGGCGGGGAAUAUUGAUACUCAAUUAACCUAUUCUCCAGGCGCCCGUCUUAUAAACCAUCGUACGAACAAUUAGGUUACUUGAUACUUUUUAAGUGUUGUCGCUACUCACAAACCUAUUAAUCAUACGGUGAGUUCUUCUACUCUAUAAAUGCCAUUCCAGUGUUGCAUAUACAUGUAUUCUAUUUGUACGAAAAUAUUGAUAAAAAAAUAUGUUGUUGUUGUGAACCAAACAUUCCGUCGUAAAAUCAAUAUUUCGUACGAUUUGUUGUAAGAUUGGGUACUGGCUCAUCAUGUUAUGUCGGUAGAGUUAAUUCAUUAAGUUUGUUAAGUUUCAGCAUUGUAUGUUGAUCAAAUAAACGACAAAAGAGUG